AUCCCUCAUCAGAAACGCGCUGUCAUGUUUCACAAUAACCACAUUAACCAUUAGCCAGCAGAGCACAAGCGUUUUUUAGUCACACUGCGUCCUCGUGGACCUUUUUUUUUGUCAGGUUGACCGGAUGUAGAUAUUUUAAAAUUACCAGCUCUUACCUCCUGCUGCUGCAGCUGUCGCUCUCACAGACGCUCGGCUCUCCUCCAGCCCAGCCCGCGCCUGCUUCUCCCUCCACAGCCUGUUAUUUUAUUAUUUUUUAUUAUUAAUUUUAAAUUUGCAGUCAUGGGUAUCAAUAAGACGUACAUGAGGAUCGCUUAUGCUUCGUUUGGUACGAUCGUGGGCUUUUCAGCCUUUCUGGUGUGGAACUUCGUGUACAAUCAGCCUUGGACUGGAGCCAUGGGAGGACUGUCAGGUGAAGGAAACACUCUCUGCAGCGAUACAUGUGAUGAAUGUGUGUUGGCACUCUGGACCCUGAUCACUCACAUCAUGUACCUCCAGGACUACUGGCGAACCUGGCUGAAAGGCCUCAGGUUUUUCAUGUUCAUUGGGAUUUUCUUCUCUCUGCUGGCACUCGCAACCUUUGUUGUUUUCCUGGCCAUUGGCGUCCUAUACAAAGACAGCUUCAGUGACCCUCAGAGUUUCUUCCUGUCCUGUGUGUGGAGCGUCAUGACCCUGAAAUGGUCCUUCAUGCUCACCCACGCUGCUCAACAAUACCGCAUUGAGUUUGAGGACAUCGGUAUCCUCAGUGACUUCUGAGGGAACAUCCUGCAUCUUAUAGAAGAUGCACAGACUUUGCUCUCACAGUGUGGAGCUGAUGAAGGAGGAAAAAAAUAAACCAGCAGUGCUUUUUUUCUUUUCUUUAUGCAGAGCAUCAUGACCUUGAACAGGGUCCCCACCUCACCACGUACUGGUGCAUUUUUAAUUCUGAGCAGGACACUGACUUCUAAACUUUUCUGAUAAAUCCAGCCCCGUUUUAUACGAGCCCAGAUAGAUUUUAUUUUCUUACUUUUUCGUUCACCCCUGAAUCUACACAGUGUCCUCUUGGUAAAACAUUUCUAGAAUAUGAUCAAAUUUUUAACCACAUUGCAGUAAAAGAACUUGUUGCAAAUUUACAGACUCUUCUGUGGAAACAUUCAGAUCAAUGCUGCAGCCACUAGGGGGUAUCACUCUUCCAGAUAUAAAUGUACAGUUCAUGGGCGUUUCUUAUUGCUCCAUCUGCGUGAUAUUUGUAUUUAAGGUGUUUUUUUUUACUAGCUUACAGGUUGUACAUUGAGUAAUCAAAUGACGAAAUCGGAUCACAAAGCAUCGGCCCCUUGAUGAAUACAGUGAUUUAAAGCUGAUAUACAUUCACGCACUGCUUUAAAAGUGCGUCGAGGCCUUAUAGAAGGCAGGUAAGCCUGAAGUCCUUCAUCAUUUAGGCUUUCCUGUGAAAUUCCAAAUAAGCACCACAUGUCUUGGUACUGUAUGUUUCUGAACUUUGAACCAGCGUUUUUAAUGUAUGAGUGACUUUUUUACUUUUUAUUUUAUUUUUUGUCUGUGUGACAAAAAGGCGAAACAUGCAUUCAUUGGGCCGCGAUGACACUGUUAUGCAUACUUAAGUAAUCACGUUACUUUGUUUUAUAUCAUCCUUGUGAAACCCGAUUAUGGACAUUUAUACUGUAAGGUGAGGCUGAACACUUCUGUGUAUGAAGUACACUUUGUGCAUCCGCAUGUAUCAUUUGACUGAAUGUAGGAGUGUGUGUUUGUGCAGGAGUGUGUCUAAGAGUGCUGUUAAUAAAGUCUGAAAAUGUG
Messenger RNA from Oreochromis aureus, 1788 nucleotides. RefSeq names its product heme transporter hrg1-B-like. The record is from RefSeq and is a predicted model, not a curated record. Gene Ontology annotation, biological process: heme transport. NCBI's taxonomy places the organism in Eukaryota, Metazoa, Chordata, Actinopteri, Cichliformes, Cichlidae. Gene Ontology annotation, molecular function: heme transmembrane transporter activity; heme binding. The coding region runs from base 280 to 753 and encodes 157 amino acids. The transcript has 3 exons. Gene Ontology annotation, cellular component: lysosomal membrane; plasma membrane.